UUAUUAUUAAUAUUUCUAUCCCUUGUAUUUCACUCAGGCAUGUGGUGCAGCUCAUUAAAUACCAGCGAGCCUUCAAAGUUUCCUCAAGAAAGCUCCACAGAUUCAUAUCUGUCGUAUGGCGGUGGAAAGCUGCCAUCGGGUUUCAUUCUUCAACACAAUUUCCAACAAAACCCAAACAGAAAUCUGCUGGUACCCCAGCCUCAAAUUCAGUACUACCCUUGGGGUAAUCCGACACAAGCGAUGAAUUAUAGAUUCCCAUAUGCGUCUUACAUGGAUCCAAUCCACGGGCAUAUGCCUUAUACACCUCAUCCACAACAGCUGCUUCCAAACGCCGUAAGUCAAAGUUAUUUUCGUUUGAAAGCACCUUGCGAGCUUCCACUACCCAUACAAAUUGUGCCCUUGUCCUUCGUGAUUCUCAGAAUCAUUUCGUCAGUUUGACAUCGUGAUCCGAAUCCUUCUAAACCAAAACUCAGCGCGCAAGUUUUCAAGGUUGAGAAAGAAAUUGUUCUAGAACUAGGGCUGAAUUUCGAGUGCACCCGUUUCAGUGGCUAACAAACACACUCACCGCAUCCUCUAUUCCGAAGUGUACAAGAUCGAUGGAUCAACCCACAGCAUAAUCGACUCAACGGUUGAAAGAAUAUCUCAUUAUAUUAACUGUGAGUUCUAGGAGCGAAAGUAGUCAACGUAACAUAUGAUAUACUCUCAUAUGAAUACAAGGCCAGGGUAAAGUAUUCCAUUAGUUUUUCAGACAUUUUAAUGCUGAAGUAUUGGUUUUGUCUUGACAAUUCAAGCUUGUAGAACUUUACAUUUUUGUUCAAAACAGGGAAAAAGCGUCAUUGUCACCAAAUACAACAAUGCACUUCAAGAUAAUGAGUUCCUGGACGAGGAGAUGGAAGAGCAAAAGAAGCGAAACAGUUUACUUAUGCAGCGUAUUUCAGAAAUACAGAAAGAAUUGAAAACAGUGAAGGAAAGCACUGCUAAACUCUACAAUGAAUGCCGGUCCGUCGAUGAAACAUGUGAAAGAUUUUCCAAGCAGCUCGACGAGGAGAAAAGAAAAUUGUUGGAGACUAUCGAAAGAAAGAGAAGCGACAUUUCAAAGGUUAAAGUUGAUGCUGAGUUGGUGGCAGCUCUGCGAGAGGAGAAAGACAGAUCUCUUUUGGAAAUUGCGCGUCUCCGUGACGACGUCAUUGAUGCGGACAUUGACGUUGAUAAUCUAACGAUUGAAUACCAGUAUGAACUUGGUAAAAUGGUUAUAUUUCCCUUCUGGAAGCUGGAAGAGGAAAUUGAUAAAGUUCUUCCUCAUUGUGGUAGAGGAUCCUGUGUUGAGGAGAGCAGAAAAGAGCGAGCUGCAGACACAAAUGGUGGCCGUUUCUGUCAAGAAAGGGUAAGUCAGAUUAUUUCCCGUCCACGAAAAUCGCUUGCGCGACAGUGGACUCCUGCUAAUAAAACAAAGAUGAUGUUCACAUUUUUAAGAUAACUCAUUGAAAGAAGAUUGGUCGAAACUUAACAAAACGAUCACAAAGAGAAUUUUCCGCCUGUACUGACUUACUGUUAAGUUAUUGGUACUUGUUUUAAAUGGUUAAAACUGAAUAUUAGCUGGAUUUUGUUGUAAAAGGUGACACCUGAAUGACUAUUUUUCUUCUUUCUUUAACAGUUCGCACCAGGCUCUAAUGAGAGCUCAGAGCAAACCACGUUGAACGACAGUUUGGAAAGAAACUCGGCAGAAAAUUCUAAAGAACUGUUAGGGAAAAGCUCCCAAGAAAGCUCACAAAAUGAUGAAACAUCAGUUACAUCACAAGUAACCGUCAUAAAAGUUAACAUUCCGGUGGAACACAGUCACUCUGUCGACAAAAGUUCAACAAUCAAUGAGUCUGCCUCGAACCAGUUCAGUCCGCCAUCUACUGAUGAUGUUUGCGUGGAAACUGGAAGUAAAUAUGUUGAAGAUUUGUCAUUUCCUCACAGCAAAGCUCAAACAAAACCGGGAAAGAAGGUAGGUGGUUGCACAUGCUUAUGCGCUGCCUUUAGGUUUAUAUCACUAAUUCUGUAUCUUACUGGUCUUUUAAAAUUAAACCCCUUAGAUAGGUUUUUUUUUUCAUCUUGAAAAACUGUUCUGAUCUCGAAAUCGCCGAAUUUCACCGAUGGUCACGGUGGUUUGAUAUAUCCUAGGACCUUGUUGGAUGGCCUGGAUACUACCAUUUAUAUUUUAGACCCAAGUAUGGUUGUUCUAGAUCUGUAAAUAUUUCAUGCGAUUAACCACUCGGUGGAAUUUUCUCUUAUAGUUAAAAUAAAAUUCUAGCUCAUAGGACAGCUCCUCCCAUGUUUGUUUCCUUCAGAUGUACCCUAACAUGUUCUCUUUUACUUGCCUUUAACAGAUUCGUAAAACCGGUCGCUUUUCUCGAUGGCUACGGAGCCUCUGCUGCAUAUCGAAAAGAAACAAGAACCAAUGA
This is a messenger RNA of Pocillopora meandrina, 2447 nucleotides long. Lineage: Eukaryota; Metazoa; Cnidaria; Anthozoa; Scleractinia; Pocilloporidae. The record is from the annotation of a GenBank genome assembly.